Dendrobium catenatum is the source of this 1407-nucleotide messenger RNA. Its product is annotated as peroxisome biogenesis protein 7. The transcript has a single exon. Gene Ontology annotation, molecular function: protein binding. The record is from RefSeq and is a predicted model, not a curated record. Gene Ontology annotation, cellular component: peroxisomal matrix; cytosol. NCBI's taxonomy places the organism in Eukaryota, Viridiplantae, Streptophyta, Magnoliopsida, Asparagales, Orchidaceae. The coding region runs from base 94 to 1047 and encodes 317 amino acids. Gene Ontology annotation, biological process: protein import into peroxisome matrix.
AAAAGAGAAACUACACUAUUGCAGAUCAGUUCGCUUUUCUCAUAUCCGAUCCGUCUCUCAUACCAGUUGCAGAAAUCUCCAGAAGCGACGGAGAUGCCGGUCUUCAAAACCCCUUUCAAUGGCUACGCGGUUCGAUUCAGCCCCUUUUACGAGAAUCGCAUACUUGUAGCUACCGCCCAAAACUUCGGCAUCCUCGGCAACGGACGCCUCCACAUCCUCGAUCUCAAUCCAUCCGGCGGCAUCUCAGAGGUCCGCUCCUUCGACACCGCCGACGGGGUCUACGAUUGCGCCUGGUCCGAGUCCCACGACUCUCUCGCAGUCGCUGCUGUCGCCGACGGCUCCCUUAAGCUCUGGGACGCCGCCCUCCCUCCUUCAGCCAACCCUAUCCGAUCCCUGAAAGAACACGCUCGCGAGGUUCAUGCCGUUGAUUGGAACCCCGUUCGUCGUGAUUCCUUCAUCUCCGCCUCCUGGGACGAUUCGCUCAAGCUCUGGACUCUCGAUCGCCCCACUUCUAUACGCACCUUUCGCGAACAUGCAUACUGCGUCUAUUCCGCGGCUUGGAGCCCUCGUCACGCUGAUGUCUUCGCGUCGGCCUCCGGCGAUUGUACAGCCCGCGUAUGGGACGUACGCGAUCCGAGUUCCUCACUUGUGAUCCCCGCCCACGACCACGAGAUACUCUCGUGCGACUGGAAUAAGUACGAUGACUGUUUCCUCGCCACCUCUUCGGUUGACAAGACUGUUCGUGUUUGGGACGUUCGCGCCUCUCGCGCCCCCGUGGCUACGCUUGCUGGCCAUGGCUACGCCGUGAGGCGGAUCAAGUUCUCGCCUCACCACGAGAAUUUGCUCCUGUCGUGCUCCUAUGACAUGACGGUCUGCGUUUGGGACUAUCGUGCGGAGGACGCGUUACUCGCGCGGUACGACCACCACACGGAGUUUGCUGUGGGUGUGGACAUGAGCGUGCUUGUUGAGGGGCUUCUUGCCAGCACAGGCUGGGACGAGCUCGUCUAUGUUUGGCAGCACGGAACGGAUCCGAGAGCCAUGCCUUGAUGCCUUGAAGCUCCGGGUUUGAUUGAUCGGCGUUCGAGGUUGAAGAGUAGGGAAUAAAUUAUUGAAAGGGGGAUGGAGAAUUAAAGAGGAUUGUGGAUUAGAAGCUGGAGGUGGAAGGUAAAUAAGAUAGAAUGUGUUUUGAAUUUCUGUUCUGGUAUGUUGCCUUCUAUCCAUUGAUGAACAGUUAUGGUUUGAAAUUCUCCGUCUUUAUUUUUUACUCUUUUUCUGGAGCGGAAUACAUAGCCAGUUAUUGAUUCUUCACACUUAAAGGGUAAUUCAAUUAUGAAAUAUUAUGCAGUGGAGGUUUCUGCCUUCUGCCAUUUGAUACAUGAUAGUUUAAUGAAAAAUGGAUUUGAUCUA